Cinara cedri is the source of this 3889-nucleotide messenger RNA. The record is from the annotation of a GenBank genome assembly. Lineage: Eukaryota; Metazoa; Arthropoda; Insecta; Hemiptera; Aphididae.
UUUUAUUUAAUAUUUUUCUCGCUUAUUUUUCUUAUGUUUUUUCCGGUUUUCUCAUAUUUUUUCCUGAUUUUUCACAUUUGCUGGGAAAACUUGUUGGAAAACCAAAAAAGGACCACUUUAAAGUACCUCCCUAAGAAAAUGUCUUUUCUUUCUACUCCGAAUAAAAAAAUUUAUUAUAUUGCAGAUUUAUCAUACAAAGCAUAUUUUUAUUUAGUAUGAUAACCCUAUAUUAUUUCCUUUUAGAAAAACUGCUAUCAUUGAUAAUCCUGGCAAGAUUUCUGGUAAUAAAGUUUGCACAACGAAUUGAGGGGUAAUUUGCGAUUAAAAUAGUCCGAGCGAGCAAUAGCAACCUCCAAAAUGCAUUUAUUUUUUCUUUGUUUAGGUAAAAAGGGGGGGAAAAAUGCAAACAAAUUUAGUUCGAAACUGGGGUUUGAACGAUCCUUAAGAUAGGUAUGUAUAUUACCAUUAGACUACUUCACCAUGCUUAAAAUUUGACAAUUAUAAUAAUAAGUUAACAAUAUAAUAUCCGUAUAUCAGAACUUCAAAAAGCUAUUAUUUCGAAACAUAGUAAGUCCGCUCAAUUCUGACUUCACCGUCGUUCUUAAAUUGGCAAUAUACAUAUGCACAAAACAAAAAAUUGAAAAAUUAGAUUUGAUCUACAUAAUUUUUUAAAAACGGGUUCACCGGGGGUACCACGGUAAAAAUAUGCCGCCCGAAUGAAAGAUGUACUAUUCCCCUCCAAGGUCAAUUUGUCGUAGUUAUGUCGUCGUCGAAAAUAAAAGAGAAUCUAUUAUUUUGGGCAAGUAUCCAGGUUAAAAAAGUUUAGUGAACGCAAACAAAAUACUAAUUCUGAGCAAACGCAAAUAAAAUCCUAUUCUGAGCUAAAAAAAAAUACUAUAGAAAAUAUUACAAGUCCGAAUUCAAGGUCACUAUGUCGUUGUGUCGUCGUCGAAUAUUUUAUUUUUAAUUUUCUUAUCUUAAAAGAGAUCACGUUCAAGUACCACUUACAAACAAAUUAAUCUCUAGUACGUACGUGACUUUUUAGACGAAAACACUUUACCGAGAAUAUUAUCUAAAGUGUAUAUGAAAUUUCAUCACGUACUCUAAAUAAUUAUUCCUAUAUAAUACGGAGUGCUCGCAAAUGUUUAUCAGUACACUAUUAGCCGUUUAAUAUAACGUUGCAAACAGUUUACAAUGUCUAUCAAUUUAUUAUGCGAAGAAUCUACAAUGGAAGAAACUCUGCUGAAUAUUCGCUCGGAGCAGACGAAAAGGAGCCCAUCGGGGAGCGACUUCGCCGACUCGAAAGUCAAAAAACCAAAAGUAGACAAGUCCAACGAAGAGGAACCAGCCCAAAUAACCGACAAGGUAAUGAAAACGAAUAUGGAAGAAUUAAUAUUGCAUUGCCGGGAAAAUUUGAGUUUAGAAAUAUCAGUGGACAAAGAAGACUGUAUUCAGAUAAUACAGGCUGUGAAUCCGAUUUCGGAUACGACGAAGACGUUUCCAUUAUGGACUAUGGUUCUGAUGAUGAGCGUAGUAAAUCACCGAUUUUUAACGACGGAAACCCCGAGUCCGUUGUUGACGAAGAGGACGAUGGAAUUGACGCAUGUAGAAAAGCAAUUGGAAGUAUUGGAUCUCGGUCAAUUGUAUCGACCUCUUACAGCGCUUAUGACUGCGCUGAAGAGGAAUUUGACGACAAGUUGGGCGAAUUGGCCGCUGUCUUUGCUUCUAAGCACGUAUCAGGAAAACAUCGAUACAUCCAUAGAAUUGCCGUGCUCAAUGGAUCUGAUGGAGUUCUGGGAUGUUUGCAAGAACUGCGAGAGAACCUUAGCAGAUUUCCCCCGAGACACUGGUUUGUCCUCACAAGUCAUGGAGAACACAUCCAUGUUAUCAACAUUUGUCAACGGAAGUUGUCGAUGCCGCUGGCUCGAUGAAAGUGGGAGGUACCAACGAAACCUUGUCAACGGAAACCGACGGCUCUUCGAGCUGCCGGGCUUGACACGGGGGACUGGAGAGCAAUCCUGUGUUACUUAUCUCACGACGAGAGGUUCAUCGAAGAAAUUGGCGGCUUCUCAGAAAAUGAACGACUAUAUUCUAGAUUUAAAUAUUUAUCGGUUAGUAUUGAUAAACAGAAUACUGUAUAUUUGCGAAAAAAACUUUACUAGACAUGGAUAGACAUUUAAAUUUCUUUAAACCUCUUACUUUUAAAUGUUCUCCGAUAAAAGAUAGAUAUUUUUUGGCCGGUACGCCUUUACACGAUUUUUUUUUAGAAGUAGGUCAAGGUAGUUGGUACGAACAAUUGCACCGAGCAGAACAAACUUUAAAAUUAUAUAAAAAAAGUAAAUAUAUUUGUAUGAAGGCGUUAGAUGAGAGUUUUUUCGAUUGGAAGUAUCACAGCGUAUUACAAAUACCAUGCGAAUUUUGUUCUUUUAUUCAUCCAUGGUUUAAAGGUGAUGAAGAUUUAUUUAAUUAUUUUUUAGAAAAUCACCCAUUUUUAAAUCAAAUAACUAUUGAUUAUGUUUAUAACAAUUUUAGUUCAAUAAACAGCGAUUCUGAAUAAUAAAUGUGUUUUUAUUUAUAAUGUAGAAAACAAGACCUGCGGAAUUUAGCCAAAUCGGAAUAUUGGACCGAAGCUUUGAGACGAAUCCGUGUAACGUGUGCCUCAACAAACCCGAUUUUAAAGACGGCGAAUCGUCUGUUGGAGGAGAUGUACUCGGUUCUAAAGACAGCGGGGCCGAAGUCGGAAGACAUAAGAGGUGGAAGCGGGGAAAACAAAUGGUAUCGGAAGAAUACGGACCGAUAUCAAUAGAACAAUUACUCUAUCAAUAUCCAACUUGUCCCCCUCAAGCUUAUAAAAAAAUUAAAGAAUUUGUAAACAAUCCUAACGUUAAUAAAACUUUAGAAAAUUGUAAAUACGCUCAAGUAGACGUACGAAACUGGUGUAGUAGGUUAAACAAGUGGACUUUAAAAGAGUUCGAGAGUUAUUACAACGAUAUUACAGUAAAACCAUAUUGGAACGGGUAUAAUAGGUUAAAAAGCGAAGUUUACUACGACAUUCUCGACAGUGUAGAAAUCGCAGAAAAACUAUUAAUUCAUCGAUUCGUGGACGAAGACAAAGUUGUAGACUUUUAAAACAUUUAUUAUGUAUAGUCGACAAAAGAAUUCCCAAAUUAAAUACUUUAGCUAUAUAAGCCCCGCCAAAUUCUGGAAAAAAUUUUUUUUUCGACGCAGUAGCCGCGUUUUUCAUAAAUUACGGUACAAUAGGGACGGCGAAUAAAACAAAUAAUACAAAUAUAUUUACUUUUUUUAUAUAAUUUUAAAGUUUGUUCUGCUCGGUGCAAUUGUUCGUACCAACUACCUUGACCUACUUCUAAAAAAAAAUCGUGUAAAGGCGUACCGGCCAAAAAAUAUCUAUCUUUUAUCGGAGAACAUUUAAAAGUAAGAGGUUUAAAGAAAUUUAAAUGUCUAUCCAUGUCUAGUAAAGUUUUUUUCGCAAAUAUACAGUAUUCUGUUUAUCAAUACUAACCGAUAAAUAUUUAAAUCUAGAAUAUAGUCGUUCAUUUUCUGAGAAGCCGCCAAUUUCUUCGACGAACCUCUCGUCGUGAGAUAAGUAACACAGGAUUGCUCUCCAGUCCCCCGUGUCAAGCCCGGCAGCUCGAAGAGCCGUCGGUUUCCGUUGACAAGGUUUCGUUGGUACCUCCCACUUUCAUCGAGCCAGCGGCAUCGACAACUUCCGUUGACAAAUGUUGAUAACAUGGAUGUGUUCUCCAUGACUUGUGAGGACAAACCAGUGUCUCGGGGGAAAUCUGCUAAGGUUCUCUCGCAGUUCUUGCAAACAUCCCAGAACUCCAUCAGAUCCAUUGAGCACGGCAAUUUUAUGGAUGUAUCGAUG